CUCCAGUGAGUGAGCAACUUGAUUAUUUCGCUACAACAUUUUCUUAAAACAAUGUGUUGUAAAUGCAGCUAGGGUUUCUCGGAAUCGGUGCUUACAAUUACAAUCUCUUGGAAUUGGGUUUUGAGGGCUUUUGGGAAAUCGCAAUUCUUCUUAGUCGUGAUCGAAAAGUCGGAGACUUUAGGACAAUGUCGGCCUCCGACCGAGAGUUCCGGUCAGUUCUCGUUCCCGCCGGUAACAAGCUGCAGCAGACACCGUUGUCAAAGCCGGUGAAGAAGACCGAUAAAUCGAAAGACCUAACCUUUACGGCGUCUCCGGCGAAGAAGAGUUCGUCUCCUCUGAGCCCUUCGAUCCUGAGGAGGAACGGUGUCUCCAUGAACGCAUCGUAUUCCUCGGAGGCGUCGUCUUCGUGCGAGUCGUCGCCGUUGAGUAUGGCGUCUGCUUCGAGCGGGAAGAGGGGUUUGCGGCGUAACGGGUCGAACUCUUCGAGUUCACUGAGAGAUGAGAAGGAGACAGGUGAUUGCUUCUCUGAUGGUCGUAGAAGAUGCGCUUGGAUCACUCCCAAAUCUGACCAAUGUUACAUUGCUUUCCACGAUGAAGAGUGGGGAGUCCCUGUCCAUGAUGACAAGAAACUUUUCGAGUUGUUAAGUCUAUCUGGUGCUCUUGCGGAACUAUCCUGGAAAGACAUUCUUUCCAAAAGACAAACAUUCAGGGAAGUAUUCAUGGACUUUGAUCCAAUUGCUAUAUCUGAACUAACAAACAAAAAGAGAACAUCCCCUGAGAUUGCUGCCACCUCAUUACUAUCAGAGCAAAAACUACGCUCAAUCCUCGAGAAUGCAAACCAAGUUCGCAAGAUAAUAGUUGAGUUUGGAUCAUUUGACAAGUACAUUUGGAACUUCGUUAACCAGAAGCCUACUCAGAGCCAGUUCCGGUACUCUCGCCAAGUCCCUGUGAAGACUUCCAAAGCCGAGCUGAUAAGCAAAGACCUUGUCCGCAGAGGCUUCCGCAGUGUUAGUCCUACGGUUAUCUACUCCUUCAUGCAAACAGCUGGUCUCACUAACGACCAUCUCACUAGCUGCUUCAGACACCAAGAAUGCAUAUCCAAGGACGAGACCAGUUCUUAAAAGAAACUCAAGAAUGUCCUAGAGAGAAAGGAUAGUUAACACUCUGAUAUGCUUAGUUUGUUAUUGUGUGUUGUGUUUGUAUUUGUACAGAUGUUUUUUUUGUCAAAACUAGAAGAAGUUGCUAAGCUGAAUUUAUUGGAGAUUGCAUUGAAA
Messenger RNA from Brassica rapa (field mustard), 1274 nucleotides. Its product is annotated as DNA-3-methyladenine glycosylase 1. The record is from RefSeq and is a predicted model, not a curated record. Gene Ontology annotation, biological process: base-excision repair. Gene Ontology annotation, molecular function: DNA-3-methyladenine glycosylase activity. Lineage: Eukaryota; Viridiplantae; Streptophyta; Magnoliopsida; Brassicales; Brassicaceae.